AUGCAGGCUCCCCGCGUGUAUGGCCUCCAGCUGCGCUGCGCCGUGUUGAAGGCCGAGCAGGCGGCGGUGUUUAAGUUCCCGCUGGCGCCGCUCAGCUGCUCGGGGCUGGGCUCCGCGCUGCUGGCCGCAGGGCCCGGGCUGCCCAGCGUUGCGGGCACGCCGCACCUGCCCCUGGAGCUGCAGCUCCGCGGGAAGCUGGAGGCCCCGGGCGGCGGGGAGCCGGGCACCAAGGCCAAGAAGGGGCGUCGGAGCCGCACCGUGUUCACAGAGCUGCAGCUGAUGGGCCUAGAGAAACGCUUCGAGAAGCAGAAGUACCUCUCCACCCCCGACAGAAUAGAUCUCGCCGAGUCCCUGGGCCUGAGCCAGUUGCAGGUGAAGACUUGGUACCAGAAUCGGAGAAUGAAGUGGAAGAAAAUAGGGAACUUGUUGGACACCAUGAUGCUUUCUGAGGACCUUUCCCAGUGCACAGCUGCUGGAAUGCUCUGGUGCCAUAUGUCCACGUUCAAGCAGCUGCUCACUUUGCUUCGACUGUGCAGUGGCCACCCUGGCUUGUGA
This is a messenger RNA of Miniopterus natalensis, 555 nucleotides long. Lineage: Eukaryota; Metazoa; Chordata; Mammalia; Chiroptera; Miniopteridae. The record is from RefSeq and is a predicted model, not a curated record.